CUUAGAGAGACGAAGACGCUAGUCAUCUUUGAUGAUCAUUUUUGUGUUCUUAUAAUCUCAAAAGUUGAAACCUUUUGUCUCUGAUGGCAGCUCGCUUAGUAGUGUUUUCGUUAAGCCUUCCAUCUACUCCUAAUCAUGGAAUCAAUCAACCUUUUCUCCUUGGACCGCCUCCUCGUUUUCGUGCUGCUCUUCGUUGCCAAUCAAUUCCAGAUUCUUCCCAACCCCAGGAGAAAUUGUCAGUGGACAAUGAAGUUUCAGCUGCGUCGAAAGUAGCGGCGGAACCAUCUCAAGCUUCGUCGUCUUCUUCAGGGUUUCCAGAAUCUCCAAACAGGGAUAUCAAUAGAAGAGUCGCUGCUGCUUCUGUUGUUGCUGCUUUGGCCUUGUUUCUGUCCACAAGGCUUGAUUUUGGGAUCUCCUUGAAGGAUUUAACCGCUUCUGCCUUGCCUUACGAGGAGGCUUUGUCGAAUGGGAAGCCGACAGUGGUGGAGUUCUAUGCUGAUUGGUGUGAGGUUUGUCGAGAACUAGCCCCUGAUGUUUACAAAAUCGAGCAGCAAUACAAGGACAAAGUUAACUUUGUGAUGCUAAAUGUGGACAACACGAAAUGGGAGCAAGAGCUAGAUGAGUUUGGUGUUGAAGGUAUUCCUCAUUUCGCAUUCCUCGAUAGACAAGGGAACGAGGAAGGCAAUGUGGUUGGUAGGCUUCCGAGACAGUAUCUAGUUGAGAAUGUCAAUGCCCUUGCAGCCGGAAAACAAUCAAUUCCUCAUGCUCGAGCUGUGGGACAGUACAGUAGCGCCGAAGCCCGUAAGGUGCAUCAGGUUACUGAUCCCUUAAGCCAUGGAUAGAGAGAGAGUUGUUUGUAACUCUAUAGUGCAUGAAAGUAGACAAGUAAGGGGAAACAAGUGGAAAGUAGCAAUGGUUCAUAUUUUGAUCAGUUGUAACUAAAUGUUUUGAUAUGUUUGGUCUCCUUUUAAUACAUAACUUAAAACUCUAAUAUGAAUCUGAAUCAGAAGACUGUUGAAGACUCAG
Eruca vesicaria subsp. sativa (arugula) is the source of this 1026-nucleotide messenger RNA. NCBI's taxonomy places the organism in Eukaryota, Viridiplantae, Streptophyta, Magnoliopsida, Brassicales, Brassicaceae. The record is from the annotation of a GenBank genome assembly.